Molecule: messenger RNA, 2223 nt
Organism: Papaver somniferum (opium poppy)
Lineage: Eukaryota; Viridiplantae; Streptophyta; Magnoliopsida; Ranunculales; Papaveraceae
Product: poly(A)-specific ribonuclease PARN
Exons: 6
Coding region: 64-1989 (641 amino acids)
Cellular component (GO): cytoplasm
Molecular function (GO): 3'-5'-RNA exonuclease activity; RNA binding
Source: RefSeq, a predicted model, not a curated record
UACUCCCCAAUUGUAUCCUCCUCUUGGUAACUCAAAAAUUCUCCUUGAAACCCGAAGGCAGAGAUGAUUCGGGGUUUUGCAAGAACCCUAACCCUAACAACAAAUUUAAGUUCCUACAAUCUUCGUCACCCAUUUUCUUCUUCAACCUUCGCAAUAAAAAAUGUAACCAGAGAUAACUUCGAUUCAGUUUUUGAAAAUCUCAAAAACCAUAUCAAACAAGCUGAUUUCGUCUCUGUUGAUCUUGAAAUGACUGGAGUCACUAGCGCUCCUUGGAGGGAUUCAUUUGAUUUUGAUCGAAAUGAUAUACGUUAUCUCAAAAUCAAGGAUUCUGUUGAGAAAUUUGCUGUGGUUCAGUUUGGUGUUUGCCCAUUUCGAUGGGAUGAUUCUAAGAAAACAUUCGUAGCUCAUCCGCAUAAUUUUUAUAUAUUUCCAAGAAAGGAGCUUCCAUUCUACGACGGUCCGGCGGAAGAAUUCCUUUGUCAAGCAACUUCAAUUGAUUUCUUGGCUAAAUACAAAUUCGAUUUUAAUGCUUGCAUACACCAAGGAAUAUCAUAUUUAUCCAGAGAACAAGAAGCUGAAGCACGGGGUCGUUUGAAGUUGGUGUAUGAUGAAUCUAAUUUGGCAUCCAACUUGGAAGAAUUUAGUGACAGUACUCUGAUUAGUAAUGCUGAUAUUCUUUUUACAUGUCGGUUGAAGAAGUAUUUGGAGGAAUGGCGUGAUAGAUUACUGAUGAAUACGAAUGGAGGGGUACAGAUUGACGAAAAUCUGAAAGACUUAAUGCCAAUGUUCGAGACUGUUUUCUACAAGAUGCGUCCAGCCCUAAGAUUGAAGGGUUUCACUUCUCAUCAGCUAAGAUUGAUUCAACUGAUCACUACAAAGCACUUUCAAGAUCUUGCUUUUGUUCAUGCAAAUGGUGAAAGUUCCUCUAAAGAAAACCUACUUGUGUAUACAGAUUCUGAGGAUGGUGGAGACGUGGUUAUGAAAGAGGUCAGCGAUGACUUACACAAGGAGGCAGAAAUGAAGCUAAAAGCUGCGACGGGCUUUCGUCGUGUUAUUGAUCUCCUUUCCUCAGAACAAAAGUUGCUAGUUGGUCAUAAUAGCUUUUUAGAUAUGGCACACAUAUACAGCAAAUUUAUUGGCCCUCUUCCUCCAACAAUAGAUGAAUACAUAUCUUCCGUCCAUAAAGUCUUUCCCUACAUUAUUGACACAAAGCUCCUACUGAAUACUGACUCUGUAAUUCAGCGUUUGAUGAAGAAACAAAGCACGUCACUGUCUUCAGCCUUUGCUCUUUUGUGUCCACAAAUUGCAGUGUCCUCAGAAGCAUCAGUUAAGGGUCUGAAAAUUGAAGUUCGAGUGGAUGAUAUGAGGUCUUCUAACUGGAACUCAGGAGCCAAUCAUGAAGCUGGUUAUGAUGCUUUUAUGACUGGGUGUAUCUUUGCUCAGGCAUGCAGUCAUCUAGGAAUUGGGUUUGAUAAUAAUUCCCUGGCGAAAGGGUUGGCUGAGCAUGAGAACCUCCAGAAGUACAUCAACCUUCUAUACCUCAGUUGGAACAAUGGGGCCAUGAUUGAUCUGCGCACAGGGAAUGAAAGUUUCGAAUUAUUGACUCAGCAAAACCCCAAACAACGUUAUUCCAGAAUUUUAUUUGAGAAUGUUGUCUUAAUUUGGGGAUUUCCAUCAAAAUUAAAAACGCGAGAAAUAAAAGACUGUGUGACUAAAGUCUUUGGUUCAGACAGUGUAACUUCAGUGUAUUACUUGGAUGGAACUGCAGCCUUUAUUCAGUUCAGCAAGAAAGAACUUGUAUCUGAUUUCCUCGAUCGGAAGGAAGCCAUAACUGAAAGUGAUCCUACUUUGGUUUUACAUCCUCUCCCUAAAUUGCUUGGAGGUGGGAAAACCCAUGCUGCCAAGUAUGAUGUAUACAAAGAGAUUUGUAGUUCUUCCUUGUCAGAAAAGUUGUUUUCAGAUCAGGCCGAGGCACUUGGUAUUAAGUAAACAAGAUAUAAAAACAGCAAAAGAAAUUGGAGAAAGUGCCAGUAGGUGAAGGUGUCAGACACGGUUUUGUACUGUAGUUUGAAAUUUUGUAAGGGAAAUGCUUGAAAUUAUUUGGCAGAGUUUUGUACUGUACAUAUAUUAAUCUAGCAGUAGGUGCCAGUAAGGUGUCUUAUGGGUAGUUGACUGAUCCUGCAGAAAUUCAUGUGAUAAAUUUUGAUAAAUUUAAGGAUUUUA